UGCAAUAUGUGAUUCGUUUUAUAGAAAUAUAUUGGUUUUUUAUCUAGUGACAUUAGACAAUUAUUCAUAACCGUACAAAAACGUUUUUUAUAAUGUUACAGCAAGAGCUAACGAAAAAUAUCGUUGUUUACAUAGAAGAAACCUCGUGUUCGGGGGUGAUAAUGUGCCACUUGCGUGAUAAAUAGCUCACCUAACAUGCAAGACAAUAACAAAGAGGGUGAUAGGCCAAAAAUUGCACCGAAACCUACCAUACCCUCGAAACCACGAUUCGUCCCACCUGUAAAAAUACAACAGAGAACUAUUCAAGAUGGAAAAUCUCCCAAUAGCAACAUUCCUCAACGAACAACUAUCAGUGAGCCUAGAGUAUUUAAAGAAUUUUCUAGUACGAGGGACUUUCGAAGUGUUUCCCAAACCCAGGAAAAAAUCGACUACAGGGAGGUGUACACCUCAGAAAAAAGCAGUUAUAUUAGUGAAACUAAACAACUCGGUAUUGAUACUAACGUAAAAUACGACGAAUACUCGUCAACAUAUAUUAGCGAAAAAUGUGAUAAACUUAGUACUAAUUUUGAAUGUAAGAAAUUAGAAGAUAUACCCAUCAAAACACCCCAUUCCCCAAGUACGGUUUGCUGCAGCAUCCUGUCCAACGCUACCACAGACUGCUGCGGGAUGAUAAAUCUAAAUAAAAAAGAAUUGGCUGAAAAAACGAUGACAAAAAUAGAUUCUCUAGACUCGAAUUCGUCCGAUUCUGGAGGUUUCAAGGAUUUUGUUCAAUUCGAUAUCAACAAGAAAUUAUCACCAGAAAAAGAUAUGAAACUGGAAUCACACCAAACGCACAUGAGGAAAGUAUCUCAACCAGAGUAUAUCCAAAAGAAGAUACCAGACAGCAAGCCUUAUUGCCAUCAAAGAAUGCCAUCGCAACCCGACUACAUGUCUGCCGAAGUUAGACAAUCUUUUGCACAAAAUAAAAGCAACUACGUAGCCAACGCACAAGCCUUAGCGCAAUUUUUGCCGCAGACUGAACAGAAGUUGCUUCAGCACAAACAGCAGCAGCAGCUGAACAAGGAACGAGCAGAAGAAGAUUUUCGUCAGCAGAUAGCCAAGUUCAGUGUAACCCCUAAUCAGUCGACAGAUGAAUCGAAGAAACCUCCGAAACCUGUUAUGAAACAUGGUCAAUUCCAAGAAUCAACGAAAAAAAUUGAAGAACUUCUGUCGCAGAGAUUGGAGAAAGAUAAAAUUUUGAAGAGAGGCCAGAGCUGUUUGGUUGAGGGAGAAUCAAGCCAAGAUGUUGAACAGAAGAUGAUGGUUCAGAAACAAAUACAGCAGAAAUUACAAGCCGAUCUACAACAAACAGUUAAACAUAUUCAGGAGAUACAGAGCAUUGAACUGCGGCUGCCACAGAAUCGGAAAUGGACUGAGAGCAAUAGGAGCCAACCUGCCAUAGGUUUGAAACAUACCCCGAAAUCAAGGGUGGUGGCAAUUUCGUAUAACCUCAAACCUGUUAAGUAA
Leptinotarsa decemlineata (Colorado potato beetle) is the source of this 1506-nucleotide messenger RNA. RefSeq names its product ras-GEF domain-containing family member 1B. Lineage: Eukaryota; Metazoa; Arthropoda; Insecta; Coleoptera; Chrysomelidae. The record is from RefSeq and is a predicted model, not a curated record. Gene Ontology annotation, molecular function: guanyl-nucleotide exchange factor activity. Gene Ontology annotation, cellular component: plasma membrane. Gene Ontology annotation, biological process: Ras protein signal transduction.